This is a messenger RNA of Eimeria tenella, 2823 nucleotides long. RefSeq lists its product as uncharacterized. The coding region runs from base 1 to 2823 and encodes 940 amino acids. NCBI's taxonomy places the organism in Eukaryota, Apicomplexa, Conoidasida, Eucoccidiorida, Eimeriidae. The record is from RefSeq and is a predicted model, not a curated record. Gene Ontology annotation, cellular component: nucleolus; nucleoplasm. The transcript has 5 exons.
AUGCUGGGUCACUGCAGCAGCAGCAGCAGCAGGGCUUCUGCUGCAGCUCCGACCCACCGGCAGCUGCUGCAGCAGCAAGUGCUGCACGAAGUUCAACGGCUGCGGGAGCAGCAGCCCUACAGCAGCAGCAGCAGCAGCAGCAGCAGCAAAACCAGCAGCUUGCCUUUGCUGCUGUCGUUCGUUCCCCCUACAACUCCAUCGUUUGGGGUUUAUAGCUAUUCCUGCUGCAACAGCACCAGCAACAGCUGCUGCUGCUGCUGCUGCCGCAUGCCGAGAGCCCUAUGCCGCUCAUCCAGCAGCCGAAGCAGGAGCAGCAGCAGGAGCAGCAGCAGGAGCAGCAGCAGGAGCAGCAGCAAAGGCUGCAGCAGCAGCAGCACCAGCGGGGAGCUCGCGCACAAGCUCCUUAAUUCGGCUGCUUCAGCAGCAGCAGCAGCACCAUCAGCAGCAGCAGGGACGCGCUUUACGCUGCCUCUUGAUUAUGAAGUCUUUUCUGCGAUCGCAGCAGAAGCAGCAGCAGCAAGAGCAACAGCAGCAACAACGCGGGGCUCUGCAGCAGCAGCAGCAGCAGCGGCACCAUUCCUGCUGCUUCAGGGCCAAGACAGCAGCAGGCCCCCUCGCCGUUUGCUUCUGCUUAAAGAAGACGAGGAUGCAGCAGCAGCAGCAGCAGCAGCUGCUGCUGCUGCUGCACAAGCUGCAAAAGAGCCUUGCGUAACAGCAGCAGCAACAGCAGCAGCAGCAGCAGCAGCGCCAAAAUGCUUCAGUGGUCUGCUGCUGCCUGCUGCAGAUAAUCCUGCAGCAUCAGCUCCCUUACCUGUCACGGCGAAACUCUUUUUCAACGCCGGCGGUGCUGCGCUGCGGGAGUUGCUGCUGGCUAAACUUUUCUGCGUCCGAUCCUUGGCUCGCUGCUGCUGCAGCAGCAGCAGCAGCACUGUGAAGAGCAGCGACAGCAGCGGCAGCAGUCUCGCUGCUGCUCCUCAGCAGCAGCUAAAGCCCCGAAAGGCGCUGAUGCCUUUGAGUACCCCACAAACGAGCAGCAGCAGCAGCAGCAGCCACAGCGGCAAGAGCAGCAGCAAGAGCAACCGCAGACUUGCGCUGCACCCGCUGCAGCAGCAGCAGCAGCAGCAGCAGCAGAGCCAACGUGCUUGCGGUACGCUGAGCAGCAGCAGCAGCAGCAGCUGCAGCAGCACGAACAGCAGCUUACUUAUGUCCCUCGAUACCUAUGGGCUGCAGCGCUCAUCUGUAGGACCAGCUAAGGAUGACUGCAGCAGCAGCAGCAGCAACACCGGCAGCAGCAGCAGCAGCAAAACAAGCAGUGGAAAACAGGCAACUCAGGACAGCCGGAGCAGCAACAGCAGCAGCAACUGCACCACAGCGGCCAGCAGCACGAGCAGCAUUGCUCCCGCCGUGGCUGCACCUCCAGCAGCAGCAGCAGCAGCAGCAACCGGUGCAACAGAAGCGAGAAAGUCAUCAGCAGGACCUGCUGCUGCUGCUGCUGCUACUCCGCCUGCGAAAUGGCUACUGCCAAUGGAGGCCCACUUUUGUGCUUCUUCAUCUCUCGCUGCUGCUGAUGUACUCGGGGGGUUGCUGCUGCAGCAGCUGCUGCAGCGCCACGUCAACUUCUUGCAGGCGCUGCAGCCACAGCAGCACAAACAGCAGCAGCAGCAGCAGCAACAGUGCACGGGACUCUUUGGUGCUUGCUCUCAGCGCCACGGGCAGGUGCUGCGGCUGGAGCACCAGCAGCAGCAAAUCUGCAGCAACAGCAGCAGCGGCAGCAGCAACUGCAGCAGAAGCAGCAAGAACAGCAGUAGCAAGCGCAGCAGCAGCAGCAGCAAAGACGUAACGCUUCUUCUUGUCUCCAGGGCCCCCCAGUCGGCGUCGCUGCUGGAAAUUGUUAAUGAACUAUUUUUGCAAAAGGGCGCUCAUCCCCCUGAGGAACUUUGCCUCUAUCUGGUGUACGAGCAGCUGAUCCUGCUGCAGCAGCUGCACCAGGUGGGCUUGCUGCACUGCAACAUAAGCCUAAGCAGCUUCCUCGUAUCUGCUGCUGCUGCAGCAGCUCCGCCGCAGCCCAAACAGCAGCAGCAGCAGCAGCAGCAGCACCCGUUGCUUCCUGAGGGUGCAGCAAGUGUGCUGGAAGUGCUGGGGAUCGACUGGAGCUGCGGGAUCGACUCCCGAUCCCUUUGCUGCAGCACCUGCAUCUUGCAGCCCCUGCUCGGCGACAAGAGCCAAGACCCUAAAGAGAGCUGGGCCCUCCACGGGAUUGACCUUAGAGGCCUUGCAGCAGCAGCAGCAAACUUGCUGCUAGGCAGGCAUUUGCUGCUCGGCAGAGAACUGCAGCAGCAGCAGCAGCAGCAGCAGCAGCGGCAGCAGCAGCAGCAGCUCGAGGGAGAGACGCAAAAGGAGAACAGGCCACUGAACCGGCAGCAGCAGCAGCGGGAGCAGCAGCAGGUGCAGCAGUUGCUGCGGCCUGAGGUGUCUGUACAGCUGCCGCUCAAACGCCACUUUGCUGUUGACUUCUGGCUGCUGCUGCUGCAGCGCUGCUGCAACUUUGAGAACGAGCUGCUGCAGCAGCAGCCAGCAGCAGCAGCGGCUCUCUCCUGCCUCCUCGCCAACAGCAGCAGCAGCAGCAGCAGCAGCGAGGCCGAGACACCAGGGCAGGUGCGCGCUGCUGCUGCCGCGCUGCAGCAAUGCAGCGAGAGGACUUCGCUGCUGCUGCUGCUGCAGCUUCAGCAGCAGAUUGCUGCUCUCUUCCACAGAGAGCCCCGGCGGAAGAAGUUGCUGCUGCAGCAGCAGCAACUCGUUGCAGCGUUCCUGGCGAAUAAAUAG